Molecule: messenger RNA, 1245 nt
Organism: Chara braunii
Lineage: Eukaryota; Viridiplantae; Streptophyta; Charophyceae; Charales; Characeae
Source: the annotation of a GenBank genome assembly
ACGACGGUAGUUUCGAACAGAAUCUUCGUAGAUCCGUUGGCGGCACAGGUGUGUUCUUUCUCACUUGUGUGUGAACUYGCCUUUGAUUGAUUGGUCUGUACUCCAUUCUUUUCCUUGCUUUCUUCUCCUCCUACCUAGUAUAUAUCCUAGCGUACUAGAAAAUCUUCCACUCCUGGCAAGAAGACAAUAGACAGGAGGAGGGAUAAGAGAGGGAUCCAUGCUUUCUUCUCCUCCCUAGUACGUCCUAGCCUAGUGCAGAAUCGUCCAAUCUUGCGAAGAAGACAAUAGAGAGGAGGAGGAUAAGAGAGGAAAAGGAUAAGGAUAAAAUAUGGCACUUUAUCCACUCUUCAUUCCUGAACCUGCCAUGGAAACAGUGGUAGAUACGUUUCGACACGUGAUAUCCCUGGGCGAUGACGUUUUCACAAUGCUGGACGAGCCAAGUCGGACUUACGUGAGAGAGUCGCAAGCUAUGGCUAACACGGCGGUAGACGUGAAGGAGACCGCGACUUCGUUCGAGUUUGUGGCUGAUCUUCCAGGACUAGGACGUGAGGAGGUGAAGGUGCAGGUGGAAAACGGCAACGCGCUGCUAAUCAGCGGAGAAAGACAUAGGGAGAGCAGAAAAGGAGAGCCAGGGGACAAGUACCAUCGAAUCGAGCGGAGCACGGGGAGAUUCAUGCGUCGUUUCGUACUACCUGAGAAUGCGGAUCUGGAUAAGAUCGGCGCGCAGUGCAAGAAUGGCGUCCUAACGGUCACCGUUCCCAAGAUCCCGCGCACGGAACCGGAGAAGCCGAAGGUCAUCGACGUUCAUAUCAGCUAAACAGAUGAUGACGGUUAGUGGAUCCUCCUCCUGCCACCGAUGGAGAGGGAGGAGGGGUGGGGACACUGGGGAGUUGAGGGAGGAAGACUCGGAUGCGUAAAAGGGAGGGGCACAUAGAAGCUAGGCACGUGAUUGAUGAUUUUGCUCUCUUGCGGAAUUCGUGUUUCACAGUUGAGCACGUGAUUGAUGAGGCCCCGAAGGCAAAAUCAUAAAAGCUAGAUUGAACGCGGUGGUACCGUCACGGUGGUGGGAGGUAACCGAACGACGUUACGACGGACGGUUGAGGCCCCGAAGGGCCAAACAUCGAGCAACUAUUUAAAUCUCUCUCUCUCUCUCUCUCUCUCUCUCUCUCUCUCUCUCUCUCUCUCUCUCUCUCUCUCGGCCCCCCAUAUCUAUCUAUCUAUCUAUCUAUCUAUCUAUCUAUCUCU